AUGCCGAAUCGUUUUCUUAUCUGGGGCGAAACAGGCUGGGUAGCCGGCCACCUCAAAGCUCUUCUUGAAAACCAAGGCAAAGAUGUACACACGACCAGUGUUCGUAUGGAAAACAUCUCUGCUGUGGCAGAAGAACUCAGAAGGAUCCAACCAACACACGUCCUAAACGCUGCCGGCUGUACAGGUCGACCCAAUGUUGACUGGUGCGAAGACAACAAGGCACAGACGGUCCGAUCCAACGUUAUCGGCACGCUGACUCUAGCCGAUCAGUGCGACCUACUUGGCAUUCAUUGUACGGUCUUUGCAACGGGCUGUAUUUAUCAGUAUGAUGAGAAGCAUCCUGUUGGUGGUGCUGGGUUUACAGAGCAGGAUGCACCGAAUUUUGUGGGGAGUUUUUAUUCCAUGACAAAAGGCCAUGUUGAGCCGAUCUUAUCUUGCUACGAAAACGUGCUCAUUCUCCGUUUGCGCAUGCCCGUUAGCGACGAUCUGCAUCCAAGAAACUUUGUCACCAAGAUUUUAAACUACGACCAUGUCGUCAACAUACCAAACAGCAACACCAUUCUUCACGACCUCCUCCCUGUAUCCAUCUCACUAGCAGAACAUAAAGACACUGGAGUAUUCAAUUUCACCAAUCCAGGAGCUAUUUCUCACAAUGAAGUAUUGACACUUUUCCGAGAUAUAAUUCGGUCGAGUUUAACAUGGCGCAACUUUUCAAUCGAGGAGCAGUCGCAUGUUAUAAAAGCUGGAAGAAGUAAUUGUAUGCUUGACACGAGCAAACUUGAGGCUAAAGCUAGAGAGUAUGGGUUUACUAUACCAGAGGUGCAUGAGGCGUAUAGAUUGUGUUUUGAGCGUAUGAAGGCUACGGGGGUCAAUUAA
Fusarium pseudograminearum CS3096 is the source of this 876-nucleotide messenger RNA. RefSeq lists its product as uncharacterized. The record is from RefSeq and is a predicted model, not a curated record. Bases 1 to 876 code for a protein of 291 amino acids. NCBI's taxonomy places the organism in Eukaryota, Fungi, Ascomycota, Sordariomycetes, Hypocreales, Nectriaceae. Gene Ontology annotation, cellular component: methionine adenosyltransferase complex. The transcript is spliced from 2 exons. Gene Ontology annotation, biological process: S-adenosylmethionine biosynthetic process. Gene Ontology annotation, molecular function: methionine adenosyltransferase regulator activity.